Messenger RNA from Tachysurus fulvidraco (yellow catfish), 2852 nucleotides. RefSeq names its product GTP binding protein 3, mitochondrial (gene gtpbp3). The record is from RefSeq and is a predicted model, not a curated record. NCBI's taxonomy places the organism in Eukaryota, Metazoa, Chordata, Actinopteri, Siluriformes, Bagridae. The transcript is spliced from 9 exons. Gene Ontology annotation, cellular component: mitochondrion; cytoplasm. Gene Ontology annotation, molecular function: GTPase activity; GTP binding; protein binding. The coding region runs from base 210 to 1766 and encodes 518 amino acids. Gene Ontology annotation, biological process: tRNA wobble uridine modification; tRNA methylation.
ACAACAGCAACCUCAUUGGAUUUUAAACGGAAAGCUUGGCUUUCACGUGUACGUGUUGGAGGAUUUUUUUUUUGUAGUUUCUUCUCCAUGUAUGCAGUCUAAAAAGUGACACGAUGUUAAAUGUAACUGCGAAUGGUGUAGCUGGAAUAAUAUUUUCAUAUCUAAAUAUAAAUCAAUGAGUGUCCUUAGUGAGAAUACAGAAAUCUACCAUGACGCUUGCCAGCUGCUGGAGGAUUGUCCUCUUUAAAAAUGUCACAAGGCCAAGAACGUACCUCAGGUGUCCUGUCGUCUUUGGUCAGCUUUGCAGUGUUAGAUUUCUGUGCAGCAGUCCUGUCCCUUUUGGCUCUGAGGACACGAUCUUCGCGUUGUCUUCUGGAAGAGGUCGGUGUGGAGUAGCCGUGGUGCGUGUGAGCGGACCAGAUGCAUCCGGAGCUCUGCGCGCUCUGACCGGCUUGAAGCGCACGCUGACCCCCCGCACUGCGCACCUCCGCAACAUUACACACCCCAAAUCUAACGAGCUGCUGGACCGCGGCCUUAUCCUGUGGUUCCCAGGCCCUCACAGUUUCACUGGAGAGGACAGUGCUGAAUUUCACGUACAUGGAGGACCUGCUGUCAUUAGUGGUGUUUUACAAGCCCUGGGUAGUCUGCCUGGACUACGACCUGCCGAGGCAGGUGAGUUUACUCGGCGUGCGUUCCAUGCUGGAAAGUUGGAUUUGACAGAAGUAGAGGGGCUUGGAGAUUUGAUCCACGCAGAGACAGAAGCUCAGAGGAGACAAGCUCUUCGGCAGAUGUCAGGGCACCUCGGUCGCCUUUACAAUGAAUGGAGUCAGCAACUCAAGCAUAGUUUGGCGCACAUGGAAGCUUUCAUUGACUUCAGUGAGGGUGAGCUCAUAGAGGAUGGAGUCUUAAAUCAAGUGGACACGGCGGUCUCCCAGCUGCAAGCGGAAAUAAAGAAGCAUCUUUGUGAUGAACGGAGGGGUGAGCGACUGCGCAGUGGUGUACAUGUGGUCAUAGCAGGAUCCACCAAUGCUGGCAAGAGCAGCCUUUUCAAUCUACUGUGCCAGCGUCCUGCAGCUAUUGUGUCUCCUAUACCAGGGACCACCAGAGACGUUGUGGAGACGCCUCUGGACAUCGGAGGAUUUCCGGUCCUGUUGAGUGACACUGCAGGUUUGAGAGAGACUGAUGACAACGUGGAGCGAGAGGGUGUCCAGCGUGCCCUUAAAAGGGUGGAAAUGGCAGAUCUGACACUGGUGGUUGUCGACUCAACCCAGCUUCCUCAGGAGCCUCAGAUGGUGCCAGGUUUCCUGAAUGACUACCUCAACAAUGUGCUGCCAAAAAAUCCGGAGAAGGAUCACAUGCCUCAGUGUCUCCUGAUUCUCAACAAAAGUGACCUACUGCCUAAAGAGAACAUUAGCAUCAUCCAGAGGGCCCUCAGUGACCUAUUCAUUGAGGCUUCAGUCAGUAUUCUGUCAUGCAGUACCAGAGAAGGACUGGCUGAUUUCUUAAAACUCCUGCAGGAGAACGUUAAGACAAUGUGUGCAGAUCCGCUGGUCGGCAGCCCAAGUCUAACUCAAACUCGCCAUCGGACUAACCUGCAAAAGAGCAUUGAGGCCUUGAGUCAGUAUUAUAAGUACAGAGACGUGGACCUGGCGCUGGCAGCAGAGGGACUGCGCUUGGGUCUUAGCUGCUUGGGUAGAAUCACUGGCAAGGUCGACACUGAAGAGAUCCUGGAUGUGAUUUUUAGAGAUUUUUGCAUUGGGAAAUAAACUUCAGUCCUUAUGUUUAAUGAAUGUUAACUUGAGGAUUUAAACCUCUUUAAACACAGCAAAUACUGUUAUGUGAUUCAACAUCUUUAAAGCAGGUGUUGUAAAUUCUUUAAAGAAGAUGAUUCUAGCCUUUUUGUAAGAUUUCACCGGUAAAAGCAAGCAAAUGAAAUCAUUUUAAAAUAAUUAGUGUUGGUUUGAUGAGAUCAAACAUAACUUUUGUAUUUUGUAUUAACUAGAGAAGGUAAACUUAUUAUACGCUGCUUGAGCGGUCAGUAUUGUCAAGACAUGCUGUUGCUAAGCAACUGAGAAAUGCUGAUGCUAAACUAAUGAUUUAGCACAUGUUUCAUACAAUGUCAAUAUGAAAUGUCACUGUACAUUAGAUAAAAACAUAUCAGCACACCUCAAAUGAGCUGGAAAAAUGACUAAAAAAAGACUGUAUAUGACUUUACUGUAAUUGCUCUUGACAUUAAGUCCAACUUUGAUGGGUAUUUGACAUAUGUUGAUCAGCCAUAAUAUUAAAAACACGGACAGGUGAACUGAAUAAAAUUAUUUUGUUACAGUGGCACACUUCUUGAAGUUAAAGUGUUGGAAGCAAGAAAAAUAGGCAUGUCUAAGGAUCUGAGUGACUUGAGAGUCAGAGCAUCUCCAUAAUGGCAGUCUUGUGUGGUGAUGUUGGUAUACAGCGAAGGCAACCCGGCAGAGGUAGUGUGAUGCUCUGGAUCCUGCUGUGCCUUGAGUCCUGGCAUUCAUGUGGCUGUUGACCUUGACACGUACCACCUACCUAAACCUUUUUGCAGACCAAGCACACUCCAUGGCAACGGUAUUCCCUAAUAGCAUGAUAAUGUUCUCUGCCACACUGCAAAAAAAUUGUUCAGGAAUAGUUUAAGAAACAUGAGACAGAGUUUAAGGUGUUUACUUGGUAUCAUAAUUUCCAAAUGAUCAUGCAUCUGUGGGAUGUACCAGACAAAAAAUUUGAUCUGUGGAGGACGAUUUACCUUACAAUUUACAAGGAUCUACUGUUAACCUCUUGGUAUCAGAAACCACAGCACACCCUCAUAGACAUUGUAGAGUCCAAGCCUCAAUAUA